CGGGUGGGAAAGGAUGUCGGUCACUCUAUUAAUUUCCUGAGAAAAAGCAAAGAAAUUGAACCCAGGAAAAAAAUAUACAAAUAAACUGGAAACUCUGUGAGAAGAAAUAGUCUUGUUGCUUCAAUUAACUGCGAUGGCUUCUUCUUCUUCUUCUUCUCAAGUGAAGUAUGAUGUUUUCCUCAGUUUCAGAGGUGAGGACACUCGAGACAAUUUUACCAGCCACCUCAAAGACGCGUUGUGUGGGAGAAAGAUUGUUACUUUCAUCGAUGAUCAACUUGUAAGAGGAGAUGAGAUAUCACCAUCUCUUUUGAAUGCGAUUAGGGGAUCAAAGAUUUCAAUCAUCAUAUUCUCGAAAGAUUAUGCUUCUUCUACAUGGUGCCUCCAAGAACUUGUAGAGAUCCUCGAUUGCAAGAGAAUGUACGGUCAGAUUGUGAUUCCAGUGUUCUAUCAUGUAGAUCCAUCAGUUGUAAGGAAGCAAUCAGGGACUUAUGGAGAUGCAUUUGGCCAGCAUGAAGUAAAAUAUAUGGAGGAAAAAGAGAUGUUGCAGAGAUGGAGGAAUGCUUUGACGGAAGCAGCCAAUCUAUCAGGCUUUGAUUCAAAUUCCAUCAGGCCUGAAUCGAAACUUGUUGACACAAUUACUGAAUGUAUUUUGGAGAGUUUGAAUGAUAAGUCUUACAGCGAUAAUAAGAACUUGGUUGGAGUAGUAAUGAAGAUCCAGAAAAUUAAAUCUUUAUUGUCUGAUCAGUCAAGUAAAGUAUGCAAGGUAGGACUUUGGGGUAUGGGUGGCAUAGGCAAGACGACUCUUGCUGAAGCAGUCUUCAAUGAAAUCUCAAGUCAAUUUGAAGCUUCGUAUUUUGCUCGAAAUGUUAGGGAAGCAUCAAAUAUAAAUCAACUGUGUCGUUUGCAAAAAGAAUUUCUUUAUGCAAUAUUAGGGGAUAAACACCUUGAUAUACGACACACAUCCACAAAAAAAAGGCUUGGACGUAAAAGAGUUUUUACUGUUUUUGAUGAUGUGACAGAUUCAGAACAAAUAAAAGAAUUAAUUGAAGAUCUUGAAGACUUGGGUUUUGGAAGUCAAAUCAUUAUAACCACAAGGAAUAAACAAGUGCUAAAAAUUUGUGGAUUGGAUGAUUCUACCAUAUAUGAGGUCGAAGGAUUAGGUAGUGAUGAAUCUCUUAGACUUUUUAAACAACAUGCCUUCAAACAAAACCAUCCAAUUGAUGAAGUUUACUUGAAGCUUUCAGAAAAAGUUAUAAGUUAUACAAAAGGUUUGCCUUUAGCUCUCAAAGUUUUAGGUAACCAUCUCCUUGGUAGAGGAAAACUUGAAUGGGAUAGUGCACUGGAAGAUUUACAAAAAUCUCCAUAUGAGGGUAUCCAAAAGGUGCUUAAGAUCAGUUAUGAUGGAUUAUCUGAUAAAGAGAAGACUUUAUUUUUAGAUAUUGCAUGCUUCUUUAAAGGAUGUGAUAAAUAUCUAGUUGGUACAUUUAGUUCACAUAUUCGAAUAUGUGUUCUUGUUGAUAAAGCUCUUAUAUCUAUUCUAUUUACCACAAUAGAAAUGCAUGAUUUGAUUCAAGAGAUGGGUUGGGAAAUUGUCCGGCAAGAGUCAAUCACUAAACUUGGCCAACGCAGUCGAUUGUGGCAUCAUGAAGAUGUAGAUCGUGUAUUGAAAAAAAAUCUGGGAACUGACAAAAUAAGAGGCAUGCUCUUUAAUAUGGUUGAAAUGAGAAAGAUCCACUUCAAUCCUCAUGCUUUCUCAGAGAUGGCUAAUCUAAGACUCCUUAUAGUAAAAAACUUAUAUUGGAGACACAAUAAUGAAAUUCAUGGUUUUGACAGCAUUGAAUUUGAUUUCUCAGAGUUAGAAUACCUUUGUUGCGAUUUUUACCCCUUCCCAUCGUUGCCUUUGAAAUUUGAUCCUGAUAACCUUGUUGUACUUAAGAUGCAAGACAGUAAUCUUAAACAACUAUGGAUGGGCAUCAAGAAUCUUGCUCGUUUAAAAUACAUUGACCUAAGUCGCUCAAGACAUCUACUUGAAGUCCCAGACCUUUCAAAGGCUUCAAAUCUAGAGCGGUUGAUUCUCUCUGGCUGCUCUACUCUCAACACUGCUCCAAGGAUAUCAGGUAAUAUGGAAAGAUUGUGUUUGGAUGGAACUGCAAUAAAAACCUUAUCGUCUUCCAUAGAAAGCCCUUCCAGACUAGUUGAACUGAAGCUUAAGAACUGCUUAAGCCUUGAAAGUCUUCCAAGCAGCCUUUGUAAUUUGACAUCACUUCGAAAGCUUAAUCUUUCUGGUUUGUCAAAUCUAAAGAUGGUUCCAGAGUUCCCACCGGAGAUCCUAGAGUUGUAUUUAGAUGGAAUUGCAGUAAAAGAAUUGUCUUCAUCGAUUGGGAAAGUAUCAUCUCUGAAAAGAUUAAGUCUAAGAAAUUGUUCAAGCCUUGAAAGUCUUCCAAGCAGCCUUUGUAAUUUGACAUCUCUUCGAAAGCUUGAUCUAUCUGGUUUGUCAAACCUAAAGAUGGUUCCAGAGUAUCCACCUGAGAUCCAGGAGUUGUAUUUAGAUAAAACUGCAGUGAAAGAAUUGUCUUCAUCGAUUGGGAAAGUAUCAUCUCUGAAAAGAUUAAGUCUUAGAAAUUGUUCAAGCCUUGAAAGUCUUCCAAGCAGCCUUUGUAAUUUGACAUCUCUUCCAAAUCUUGAUCUCUCUGGUUUGUCAAAUCUAAAGAUGGUUCCAGAGUUUCCACCUGAGAUCCUAGAGUUGUAUUUAGAUGGAACUGCAGUGAAAGAAUUGUCUUCAUCGAUUCAGAAAGUAUCAUCUCUGACAAGAUUAAGUCUUAGAAAUUGUUCAAGCCUUGAAAGUCUUCCAAGCAGCCUUUGUAAUUUGACAUCUCUUCGACAGCUUGAUCUCUCUGGUUCGUCAAAUGUAAAGAUGGUUCCAGAGUUUCCACCUGAGAUCCUGGAGUUGUAUUUAGAUGAAACUGCAGUGAAAGAAUUGUCUUCAUCGAUUGGGAAAACAUUAUCUCUGACAAGAUUAAGUCUUAGAAAUUGUUCAAGCCUUGAAAGUCUUCCAAGCAGCCUUUGUAAUUUGACAUCUCUUCGAAAGCUUGAUCUCUCUGGUUCGUCAAAUCUAAAGAUGGUUCCAGAGUUUCCACCUGAGAUCCUAGAGUUGUAUUUAGAUGGAACUGCAGUGAAAGAAUUGUCUUCAUCGAUUGGGAAAACAUUAUCUUUGACAAGAUUAAGUCUUAGAAAUUGUUCAAGCCUUGAAAGUCUUCCAAGCAGCCUUUGUAAUUUGACAUCUCUUCGAAAGCUUGAUCUCUCUGGUUUGUCAAAUCUAAAGAUAGUUCCAGAGUUUCCACCUGAGAUCCUAGAGUUGUAUUUAGAUGGAACUGCAGUGAAAAAAUUGUCUUCAUCGAUUGAGAAAGUAUCAUCUCUGACAAGAUUAAGUCUUAGAAAUUGUUCAAGCCUUGAAAGUCUUCCAAGUAGCCUUUGUAAUUUGACAUCUCUUCGACAGCUUGAUCUCUCUGGUUCGUCAAAUCUAAAGAUGGUUCCAGAGUUUCCACCUGAGAUCCAGGAGUUGUAUUUAGAUGGAACUGCAGUGAAAGAAUUUUCUUCAUCGAUUGAGAAAGCAUCAUCUCUGACAAGAUUAAGUCUUAGAAAUUGUUCAAGCCUUGAAAGUCUUCCAAGCAGCCUUUGUAAUUUGACAUCUCUUCGACAGCUUGAUCUCUCUGGUUCGUCAAAUCUAAAGAUGGUUCCAGAGUUUCCACCUGAGAUCUUGGAGUUGUAUUUAGAUGAAACUGCAGUGAAAGAAUUUUGUUCAUCGAUUGGGAAAGCAUUAUCUCUGACAAGAUUAAGUCUUAGAAAUUGUUCAAGCCUUGAAAGUCUUCCAAGCAGCCUUUGUAAUUUGACAUCUCUUCGAAAGCUUGAUCUCUCUGGUUCGUCAAAUCUAAAGAUAGUUCCAGAGUUUCCACCUGAGAUCCUAGAGUUGUAUUUAGAUGGAACUGCAGUGAAAGAAUUGUCUUCAUCGAUUGAGAAAGUAUCAUCUCUGACAAGAUUAAGUCUUAGAAAUUGUUCAAGUCUUGAAAGUCUUCCAAGCAGCCUUUGUAAUUUGACAUCUCUUCGACAGCUUGAUCUCUCUGGUUCGUCAAAUCUAAAGAUGGUUCCAGAGUUUCCACCUGAGAUCCUAGUAUUGUAUUUAGAUGGAACUGCAGUGAAAGAAUUGUCUUCAUCGAUUGAGAAAGUAUCAUCUCUGAUAAUAUUAAGUCUUAGAAGUUGUUCAAGCCUUGAAAGUCUUCCAAGUAGCCUUUGUAAUUUGACAUCUCUUCGACUGCUUGAUGUCUCUGGUUCGUCAAAUCUAAAGAUGGUUCCAGAGUUUCCACCUGAGAUCCUGGAGUUGUAUUUAGAUGAAACUGCAGUGAAAGAAUUGUCUUCAUCGAUCGGGAAAGUAUCAUCUCUGAAAAGAUUAAGUCUUAGAAAUUGUUCAAGCCUUGAAAGUCUUCCAAGCAGCCUUUGUAAUUUGACAUCUCUUCAAGAGCUUGAUGUCUCUGGUUCGUCAAAUCUAAAGAUGGUUCCAGAGUUUCCGCCUGAUAUCCUAGAGUUGUAUUUAGAUUGGAACUGCAGUAAAAGAAAUUGUCUUCAUCGAUUGAGAAAGUAUCUUGAUCUCUCUGGUUCGUCAAAUCUAGAGAUGGUUCCAGAGUUUCCACCUGAGAUCCUGGAGUUGUAUUUAGAUGAAACUGCAAUGAAAGAAUUGUCUUCAUCGAUUGGGAAAGUAUCAUCUCUGAAAAGAUUAAGUCUUAGAAACUGUUGCAGCCUUUGUAAUUUGACAUCUCUUCGAAAGCUUGAUCUCUCUGGUUUGUCAAAUCUAAAGAUGGUUCCAGAGUUUCCACCUGAGAUCCUAGAGUUGUAUUUAGAUGGAACUACAGUGAAAGAAUUGUCUUCAUCGAUUCAGAAAGUAUCAUCUCUGACAAGAUUAAGUCUUAGAAAUUGUUCAAGCCUCGAAAGUCUUCCAAGCAGCCUUUGUAAUUUGACAUCUCUUCGACAGCUUGAUCUCUCUGGUUCGUCAAAUCUAAAGAUGGUUCCAGAGUUUUCACCUGAUAUCCUAGAGUUGUAUUUAGAUGGAACUGCAGUGAAAAAAUUGUCUUCAUCGAUUGAGAAAGUAUCAUCUCUGACAAGAUUGUCUAACUGCAAUGAAAGAAUUGUCUUCAUCGAUUGGGAAAGUAUCAUCUCUGAAAAGAUUAAGCUUAUAAAUUGUUGCAGCCUUGAAGGUCUUCCAAGCAGCCUUUGUAAUUUGACAUCUCUUCGAAAGCUUGAUCUCUCUGGUUUGUCAAAUCUAAAGAUGGUUCCAGAGUUUCCACCUGAGAUCCUAGAGUUGUAUUUAGAUGGAACUGCAGUGAAAGAAUUGUCUUCAUCGAUUGAGAAAGUAUCAUCUCUGACAAGAUUAAGUCUUAGAAAUUUUUCAAGCCUUGAAAGUCUUCCAAGCAGCCUUUGUAAUUUGACAUCUCUUCGAUAGCUUGAUCUCUCUGGUUUGUCAAAUCUAAAGAUGGUUCCAGAGUUCCCACCUGAGAUCCUAGUAUUGUAUUUAGAUGGAACUGCAGUAAAAGAAUUGUCUACAUCGAUUGGGAAGGUAUCAUCUCUGAUAAGAUUAAGUCUUAAAAAUUGUUCAUGCCUUGAAAGUCUUCCAAACACCUUUGAUAAGUUGAAAUCUCUGAUAUAUCUUUGUAUGUCGGGUUGUUCAAAGCUUGAAAGAUUGCCUGAUGUCUUGGGAAAGUUAGAGAGCUUUGAAGCAAUUGAAGCUAAUGGAAUUACUGUUAAAGAGCUGCCUUCAGUUAUGGCUGUUCUAUCAGCUUUGCAAUUUUUAAAGAGAUUAGAGUUGAAUUACUGCAGUAUUACAGAGUUACCGAAUAAUAUUGACAAUCUGCCCUUACUCGUAGAUCUAGAAUUGGAAGGAAACAAUUUUGAGAGCAUCCCAACAAACAUCAUGAACCUUUCCAAGUUACAAAGCCUUAACAUAAGGUUUUGUGAUAGGCUUCAAUCCUUACCAAAGCUUCCACGCAAUAUAAAAGAACUUCUAGCAGAUGGUUGCAAAUUGCUGAAAGAAUUAUCAGGUUUUACAAAUCGAAUAACUCCAGGACCUGAUAGAAGGUCACUGAGCUUGUUCAAUUGUGUCAGUCUGGAUUGGGACGCAAUCAGAAACAUUUUGAGUGAUUCUAUAUUGGAUCCGUACUCAAGUAAAAUUAACCAUUUCGCAUAUAAGGUAACUCCCCAGCGAGAAGUUGAAAUUUGUUACCCUGGAAGUGACAUUCCGGAAUGGUUUAACAUUCAAAGUAGUGGAUCAGUUAUUAAGUUACCACAAGGUUCAUUCAAUGAGAAGGUUCUGGGUCUUUCCUUUUGUUUCAUUGUUGAAGUUGAAGAUAAUUGUGAUGAGUGUAAUUUCUUUGGUGUUGGUUCUACGUUGCGACUGAGUCGCCCUGAUGUGGACAGAAUGUAUAGUGAACAGACGUAUCUUUUGACCAAGUGUAUUAAGUCAGAUCAUGUAUUAGUGAUAUAUGACCACAUUAUAUGGGAGAUAUUUGGGACAGAAGAUUUUAAAUUCGCUUGUGAUACGGAAGCCGUUAUCUCUUUCCGUCCCUUAGAUAGUUUAGAAUUUACAGAGAUAAAUUGGAUAAAAAAUAUAAAGAAGUGUGGGGUUCGUUUAUUGUUCACAGAAGAGUUGGAGGAAACUAUGAAAAGAUCAGGAUGUUCCAUCCAUGGUGAAGAGGAUGGAUUUAAAUCUUCAAAUUUCUAUAAAGGCGAAUCCAGCUCAAGACAAUCGGGGCCUUUCAUGGUCAGCCAACCUCUACCGGACUGCAUGACUGAAAAAGGGGAAUUGGAGCCUCUGCCGAGGGAAGUGCUCAAGCACAGGUAUACUGGCAAUGGUGAGCUGGACGUUUUUGUUGCCUGGAAAAAUUUACCAGAAUUUAAGAAUUCAUGGGAGCAAUACACUGCCUUCAAACAAGCUUUCCCACAAUUCCACCUUGAGGAUAAGGUGCCACUCGAUAGGAGGGGAAAUGUUAGGUCUAGAAUUUAUGUAUCACGCAAGUGGAAGAGAGACCAAAUGAAGGGUACACCUAGCGACUUGGAGUUAAAGCAAGAGGCAGAAUUAGAUUGGCCUGAGCAACAAAAAGCUGGAGAUGUAAGUGGCAAGUAGGGAGCUUGUUGUUGGAAACAAACACAAAAGAGAGGUGCCAGCCCUGGAGGAGGGAGCAAGCAGAAUUAAGGAAAA
This is a messenger RNA of Mangifera indica (mango), 7243 nucleotides long. RefSeq lists its product as uncharacterized. The transcript has 8 exons. Gene Ontology annotation, biological process: defense response; signal transduction. Gene Ontology annotation, molecular function: ADP binding. NCBI's taxonomy places the organism in Eukaryota, Viridiplantae, Streptophyta, Magnoliopsida, Sapindales, Anacardiaceae. The record is from RefSeq and is a predicted model, not a curated record.